AGUGGGAGUGAGUUACGAUGCGGAAUGGUCAGCUCAGCUCGCGGCGCACCCGACCGUUUUUCCGCCGUGGGCACCGCCGCGCGCGCGGAGCGCUCCACGCGUCCGCCCGGAGCCAGGCGUCCUUGCUUCUCCCCGCCGCCUUCCUUUGCAGCCGGGCUCCGAUUGGUUCCUCCUUUUCCGUUGGUCCUCCCCUGUUCAGUUCAGCUGCUCUGCACCCAAGACCCAAGAGAAGCGUUUGCUGCAGAGGCUCCUGGGAAGCGAUGGCAUCUGAUGGAGGAUCCUCUAGCUUCGGGGAGCUGUACGGAAACAUCCACACACCCGCGGUGCUCACUGGCGCCGCGUUUGCGCUUGUCGCUCUCCUCCUCUCGCUCUGGCUCAUCCUGCAGCACCUCAGAUCGUACAGCAACCCAGCCGAGCAGAAGUGGAUCAUAGCUGUGUUGUUCAUGGUGCCUGUAUAUGCCUCUGAAUCUAUAAUAUCACUGUGGAAUUCGAAGUUCUCUCUGGCUUGUGAUAUAUUGCGGAAUUGUUAUGAAGCCUUUGCUCUUUAUGCCUUUGGACGAUACUUGGUUGCUUGCCUGGGUGGCGAACGGCAAGUGUUCCGGUUGCUUGAGAACAGAAAAAGGGAAGAGCUAACUGAGCAGUUGCUCAACGGUCAGGACAAGGCAGAAGCUCAAAACCGAAGCAGAGUGUGCAAUUUCUUUUGUGACCCUAAUGCUCUGGGAGAGAACUUGUAUACAAUUAUAAAAUUCGGUCUCGUGCAAUAUAUGAUUCUGAAGACACUAUGUGCUUUCUUGGCAUUGAUUUUGGAGCUUUUUGGAGCCUAUGGAGAUGGUGAAUUCAAGUGGAACUACGGAUAUCCUUACAUUGCUGUUGUCAUAAAUUUCAGCCAGACAUGGGCAUUGUACUGUCUUGUCAAAUUUUACAAUGCAACGCAUGAAAAAUUACAUGCAAUAAGGCCACUAGCCAAGUUCAUAAGCUUUAAGGCCAUUGUAUUUGCCACUUGGUGGCAAGGAGUCGGCAUAGCAAUCAUAUGCCAAACUGGGCUCCUGCCCAAAGAGGGCAAAGUGCAGAAUGAAAUACAGGACUUCCUCAUUUGCAUUGAGAUGGCUAUUGCAGCUAUAGCGCAUGCCUAUGUCUUCACCGUGGAUCCGUACCAACACAUCCCUGUACUCGAUCAUGGGAAGGUCACAUGUGAGGAGAGUAAAAUGGACGUGAAGGUAGAUGUUAACGAUGACAGGAACAGUACACCAACUACCGUUAAGCAGAAAGAUACCCAUGUUGAAGCCCCGGGUACAAGCAUCAAAGAGAGCGUGCAGGAUGUUGUUCUUGUUGGUGGCCACCAUGUUGUCAAGGAUGUUGCCCUCACUAUCUCACAGGCAAUUGGACCUGUGGAGAAAGGUGUCGAGAAAGGCGUUGGGAAGAUUCAGGAGAAGUUCCACCACAUCUCAUUGAAGUCAGGGGACAAGAAAGAACCUGAAGUUGAUGUUGAGGAGCACAUCACUGAGAAUGUGGUGGACAGCAAACCUGUUACGGUUGAAGCAGAGGUUGAAGUUGAACAGAAGGUGCAAGAUGACAGUGAGGAUGUUAAAACUGCUGUGAUUGAAACCGAGGUGGAAAUCCAAAGAACAGAGAAAGAUAAUGAAGUGUAGCUAUCUGCUAUCCUUGUUAUGUACAGAAGUGGAAGCUGGAGCCUGACCCCCAUGCAAACAUUUCGCCAUGACCCCAACCCCCUAGUAUUACUGCUCACUCAAAAAUAUCAGAAGCAUAGCUUAAAGCUUGGUAGGAACUGGAAAGGACAUGUACAUAGUUUAUGUACUCUUCCCCCUCUGUUUUGGGAUUUAAUCAUCUUCUGUCUUUUAAUACAGUGAUUAGAAUUACAUCCAA
Messenger RNA from Panicum hallii, 1884 nucleotides. RefSeq names its product protein LAZ1 homolog 2. The record is from RefSeq and is a predicted model, not a curated record. Gene Ontology annotation, molecular function: transporter activity. The transcript is spliced from 9 exons. Gene Ontology annotation, biological process: transport. NCBI's taxonomy places the organism in Eukaryota, Viridiplantae, Streptophyta, Magnoliopsida, Poales, Poaceae. Bases 18 to 1649 code for a protein of 543 amino acids.